AUGAAUUCAGCUCAACAGAAUGUUAAUAGCAAAAAUUCAAAAGUCCUUCGUUUUGAAUGUCCCUAUACAGACUGUACAAAAAUAUAUGCAAAAGAAUGGAAACUUCAUGAACAUGUCUUGAUUCACACUGGCCAACGACCUUUUGUUUGUACACACCCAGGCUGUGACAAGACAUAUAGAGCAGCAAAGCAUCUUAGUGUCCAUGCACGGACUCAUGAAGAACCAACCUACAAAUGCUCAUUUCCCGAAUGUUCUCAAGCCUAUUUUAUUUCUCAUCACCUCAAACGACAUGAAUUGACGCAUAAAAAUUCUUCUCCAAUCAAAUGUACCUGGCCUGAUUGUACAGCCGCAUUUCAAAAGAAGCAUCAAUUACGAUCCCACAUGGUCACCCACACUCAUAAACUAUUAUGGCCAUGCGACGUUGAGAAUUGUGAUGCCAGUUUUAUGGUACCUUCGAAAUUAAAGAAACACAAGAUGACUGUUCAUUCUGAAACACCAAGAUACCUUUGUUCUCUUGAUGAUUGUGAUACCACUUUUAUUAAUUGGACCGAAUUGUGUAAGCACAUACGAGAGAAGCAUCCAAAGAUUUGCAAGGCUUGUGGUAAAGAAUUCAAUCGUCAGACUCGAUUGAAUCAACAUAUAAAAAACAAGCAUGCCGAAAAGGAUCCUGUCAAAUGUAUAUAUUCAGGAUGUGGCAAGGUCUUUUCUUCAAUAAAGGCCUAUGAUAUGCACAUUAAUCUGGUCCAUGAACGUAUCAACAAAUUCAUGUGUACAUUUCCUGGAUGCCAAAAGGGUUUUCCUUACAAGAGUAUAUUUGAAAGACAUUUG
Molecule: messenger RNA, 828 nt
Organism: Phycomyces blakesleeanus NRRL 1555(-)
Lineage: Eukaryota; Fungi; Mucoromycota; Mucoromycetes; Mucorales; Phycomycetaceae
Product: C2H2-type zinc finger transcription factor
Exons: 5
Biological process (GO): regulation of transcription by RNA polymerase II
Cellular component (GO): nucleus
Source: RefSeq, a predicted model, not a curated record